Messenger RNA from Cynocephalus volans (Philippine flying lemur), 3960 nucleotides. It is a transcript of the gene ZNF146, whose product is annotated as zinc finger protein 146. The transcript is spliced from 5 exons. Bases 1612 to 2490 code for a protein of 292 amino acids. Gene Ontology annotation, biological process: negative regulation of transcription by RNA polymerase II. NCBI's taxonomy places the organism in Eukaryota, Metazoa, Chordata, Mammalia, Dermoptera, Cynocephalidae. Gene Ontology annotation, molecular function: DNA-binding transcription repressor activity, RNA polymerase II-specific. The record is from RefSeq and is a predicted model, not a curated record.
CACCAGCCACGGACAAGAUGGCGUCUUCUUACCUCUGAGUCUGCGCUCGGCUCGUUUUGACACGCACUCGGGAGGCUUAAAAGGCUGUCAGACCUCCCAGCAGGCUCGAGCUCAUGUGACUCCAAGGAAGGUCUACUCAGAACAGCCCUGUAAUCAGAGGAGGAGAAAGCCAAGUUCAGCGUGAGGGAGACAGAUACAGAGAGACAGAGACAGACAGAGUCGACCAGCAAAGCCUUAAGGGAAAUGUAGUUCAAGGCCAGGACAGCGAAGUUGCUGGUAAUAGAAGGUAAUCACGUACCAGCCGGGGCCUGGCUGCAGUGGCCACGCCGGGCUGCGCCGCGGAGACUUCUGGGAGCGCUCGCCCGCCCUCGGAGUGCGCAGGCGCAGUGUACCGAGUGGACAUUUUGGUCUUUGUCCGCGGGUCAGUACUGCCCAAGGGUCCACGUGGCGCGAAAGUAGGAGGAGAAUCUACAAAGUAGAUUGCUACAAGUGGAAUUGCCCAGUGGAAAUGUUUUUCGAAUGAAUGGAUGAACCUACAUUUACGGGACAUUUCUAAUGUGACAUAGUUUCACUCAGAGUGAAACAAGGGCUGCUUCCAUGUGCGUCCUUGGAAACUGUGUCUUCCUCAUCCUUCAGAAGGUCUGAAGGCCCCAGGGCUCAGUCCGGGUUCUAGAACAGCACUUUAGCCCCAACAUUAACAUUGUAGUGCGUGUCAUUUCCCCAGUAGCAGGUUACAAAGUGACCAAACUGUAUAUGAUUCUCCAUUGAAGCAAGAAGACAAACUGGGUGGUGGAGAAAGAAGUGGAAAAGGAAGUCUGUCCAGAAGAAGCCUGAGAAAAUGAUGAGCAGAUAGAGAGUCAACAAGACUUGGGAGGCAAGUUACAUCCAUCUCCAAUAAAGUACAAACUGGAGAAAAAAGCAGUGAAUAUAAGAAAAUUGGAAAUAUACUUCCUCUGAUCUCAGACAUUUCUUUUAAGGCAACACCUGUUUGAAGUUUUGAGUUUGGAGCACAAUUUAGACUUACUUAAUCUUAAGAGAAGUUGUGUAAGAAAGAAUAAUCAAUUUAAUAAGUGGAAAUCCUUUGCCACAGCUUACUCCUUAUGGUAAUAACCCCCUAUAAGUAUAAAUCAGCAUGGAAAUGCCUCCAGUUUAAAAAGUGUUUGUACCCCAUCUGAUGAUCAGAGCAUUUGCACUGGAGAGAAACCCUAUGAAUUUACUGAAUGUGGGGAAACUUUUUCUCACAUGUCACAUCUCAUUGAACAUAGAAGCCAUGCUGAAGAAAAACCCUAUCCUUCUAAGGAAUACUGAAAAGCCUUUAGCUAGAUGACAAAUUCCAUUCAGCAGCAGAAAAUUCAUGCAAGAGAGAAACCAGUGAAUGUAGCAACAUUUCAUUGAAUAUUAGAAAAUUUAUACUGGAGCUUCGAAUGUACUGAGUAUGAUAAAAUUUCCUCUCUAACCUUCAUCGUUUAUUCUGCACUUGCAUGGUUGUACACAGAGAAGCCUUAUAAAUGUAAGAAAUGUGUAAAUAUCUACAGCCAAAAGCAAAUCGUCAUUCAUCAAAAAAUUCAUAUUGGAGUAAAACCUUGUGAAUGUGGAAAAGCUUCCAUUCAGAUGUCACACCUCAGUCAGCAGAGAAUUUAUAGUGGGGGAAACCCCUUUGCCUGUAAGGUAUGUGGGAAAGUCUUCAGCCACAAAUCAAAUCUCACUGAGCAUGAGAAUUUUCAUACUAGAGAGAAACCUUUUGAAUGUAACGAAUGUGGAAAAGCCUUUAGCCAAAAGCAGUAUGUCAUUAAACAUCAGAACACCCAUACUGGAGAGAAGCUUUUUGAAUGUAAUGAAUGUGGGAAAUCCUUUAGCCAGAAAGAAAACCUCCUCACCCAUCAGAAAAUUCACACUGGAGAGAAACCUUUUCAGUGUAAAGAUUGUGGGAAAGCUUUCAUUCAGAAGUCAAACCUCAUAAGACACCAGAGAACUCACACAGGAGAGAAGCCCUUUGUGUGUAAGGAGUGUGGGAAAACCUUUAGUGGCAAAUCAAACCUUACUGAGCAUGAGAAAAUUCACAUUGGAGAGAAACCCUUUAAAUGUAGUGAAUGUGGAACAGCUUUUGGCCAGAAGAAGUACCUUAUAAAACAUCAAAACAUUCACACUGGAGAGAAACCCUAUGAAUGUAAUGAAUGUGGAAAAGCCUUCUCUCAACGAACAUCACUUAUUGUACAUGUGAGAAUUCAUUCAGGUGAUAAACCUUAUGAAUGCAAUGUCUGUGGAAAAGCCUUCUCCCAGAGUUCAUCUCUUACGGUGCAUGUGAGAAGCCAUACAGGUGAGAAACCCUAUGGUUGUAAUGAAUGUGGGAAAGCUUUCUCUCAAUUCUCAACCCUUGCUUUGCAUUUGAGAAUACAUACAGGUAAGAAGCCUUAUCAAUGUAGCGAAUGUGGAAAAGCUUUCAGCCAAAAGUCACACCACAUUAGACACCAGAAAAUUCAUACUCAUUAAAAAUCUGGAAAAUGGGAAAUCUUUCAUCAGAAAUUUACACCUCAUAGUACAUGAGAAAAAAAUCAUUCUGUAGCAAAGAUCAUGAAUGAGGUAAACUUUAACAAAUGCUAAAAAAAAAAAAAAAACCUAUGGGACAUCAAGAGAAUUCAUACUGAAGAGAAAGACAUUUGUAUGAUAAAAAGCCUGUGCCCAACAAAAACUACAGAAAAGAGCAAAGGUAAUGCUGAAACUUUAAGACACAUUUCCACUAAAAUUGGAAACAAAACAGAUGCUUGUUAUUAUUGCUAUCAGCAUAGAUCUGGAGAUCUUCACCAGUAUAAAAAGAAAAAUAAGUUUUAAGUAUUCGAAAGGAAGAGACAAAAAUAGAUGAUCUGAUCAUCUACAAAUAAUAUAAAACUCUUGUGGUAUUGACUCAGCAGAGCAGAAGAGAUUCCAGAAAGAGAACUAUGCACUUAUUAGAAUUUGGAAUAUGAUAGAAGCAGCUUCGGGAGGUGAGGAAGUAAUGGCACUAUGUUUUAAAGUUAUUUGGAGGUAAUUUGUUCUCCAAGGGAAAACAAAAAAUAGACCAUGAACUAUACACAAAAGUAAAAUCCACUGGGAUUAAAAACAGGAAUAUGAAAAAGCUAUAUAAAAUGAUUAUGACCCUGUGAGUAGGAAGACAUUCCAUUUAGCCAAUUAAAAAAUACUUUAGGACUUUUAUUCAUGAGUGUGUAUACUUGGGAAAUAUGUACCAGGAUAUUUAGUAUGGCUUGAUUUGUAGUAGCCAGAAAUUGGAGACAACUUAAAUAUCCAUCAGGAACAAAAUGGAAAAGUAUUAUGGUGGAAUACUGUAUAUCUGUAAAAUACAACAAAUGAGAUCCACAUGUAUUAACAGAUUUCAGAAAUAAUGUCGAAGGGGAAAAAUCAAGUUGCAAAAUGACAUAGUACAAUGACAUUGUAAAUUUGAAUUAAAACUUUGCUCACAAAAUUUAGUACUAUGUAUUGGUAAUGGAUAUAUAUAUAUAUAUGUAUGUAAAUGUUUUUGAAAAUGGUUAGAAGGAUACAGGCCAAAUUCUUGACAGUGGUCGCCUGUGAAGAGUGGAGAGGGAAGGGAAUGUAUGGGAGGUGGGGUGGGGGUUAAAGGGGGCUCAACUUUUUAUAUAAACAUCAAUUUCUUUUAAAUAAAAAAGACUGCAAGUAAAAGUUACUUAUAUGAAGUUACUGGUUAAUUCUGGGUUGUGACAUAUGGAUAUCUUGUCUUAUUUUUUGUACUUUUCUGUAUUUUUAAAAUUUCUCAAAACUAGUAAGAAUGGGGGUGAGAAUGGAAAGGAGGUUAUCUGUAGAAAUCAUGUUAUAAUGGAUUCAUUCCCAAUUAAAUACUAAACUUUUUAUAGAAAAUAUUUCUAAAAUUUUAUCAACAAUACGUGGAUGGACUUGUUCUCUAUGUAAUAUGAAAUUAUCUAUUUUAUUAAAAUUAAAAAUUACAGAAUA